CCGCACUCGAAAGCGACGGCGACUCUGUCCCUCAGCUGCUGAAGUGAAUACACUGAGGCAAGGCAUUGUGCUGCGGCAUAUUUGCGGCGUUGUAGCUGUGGCAUUUCGUUAACUUCAGAGGUAUAGGCUGAAGAACGAAAGUCUGGCUUUUUUGCCUCUCAUUCCUCUUAACAUUCCAACUAGAUCAGCAAUAUUGCUGCUUCUAUUAGUAAUUCGCUCCAUUCGCAAGUGGAUUCUGCCCUUGUCGCCUGAUCAUCAGGGAGGUUAGGUAAAGCAGCGACUAAUGGCGUGCAACACAUGGAUUCUGGGAGCCUUCGUCUUCACCGUCCUUCUGUGCGCAACGGAGGGCGGCAGUCACGUUGAAAGGCAGACUACCGAAGGUCGGGUCCAUGGAAGAAUUGUACGCAGCCUUGGAAGGAGUGUGGAGGAGUUCCGCGGCAUUCCCUACGCCGAGCCUCCCGUGGGCAAGCUCAGGUUCCGCCCUCCGCAGCCGAAGAAACCAUGGGAAGGAACGUUAGACGCCACAUCUGGAUCUACUGGAUGCCCUCAGGUAACCAUAAGAGGCGUCAACAUGCAAGGCGUUACCAACACAGAGGACUGCCUUUAUCUCAACGUGUGGGUUCCCGAGAAUGCGAGUAAUGCGGAUUCAAGUCGACCGGUGUUGGUGUGGAUCCACGGAGGGGGUUUUAGUUACGGCAGCGCCAAUCAGGCGCUCUACAGUGCAGUGGUGUUGACUGCGCUUACGGAUGUGCUCGUCGUCUCCAUUAACUACCGCCUAGGCAUCCUUGGCUUCUUGAACGCCUACUCUCCAGAGGCACCGGGGAACGUCGGGCUCUUAGACCAGGUCAUGGCGCUCAAGUGGGUCAAGCGUAACAUCGAGUUUUUCGGUGGCGAUCCGCAACGAGUCACAAUAUUCGGUCAGAGUGCGGGAUCGAUGAGCGUGCAUGCGCACAUCAUGUCGCCAAUGAGCCAGGGCCUCUUCAAGAGAGCGGUCUUGAUGAGUGGCGUUAUGUACGGCAUCGACAUGUGGGACACGGUGCAAGAGAGCGUGGCCAAAGGAGACAGGGUCGCUAGCAUGGCAGGCUGCUUGAAUGGAAGAAACAUUUCUUCCGACCCAGAAGGGGUCAUAGAUUGCCUCCGCAACAAGUCUGCGGAGGAGCUCGUCGUCGCGGCUGCCGAGAGCGUAUCCCCAAAAAUGAUUCCUUUUUUUCCCACAUAUCACGAUGCUUUCAUUCCGAGGGAUCCAAUGGUGGCUAUCAAACGGGGUUUCUUUUCACCUGUCGAGGUCAUGGCAGGUGUCACAUUAGAUGAGGCAGCUCUAUUACUACGGUCCCCAGCGGUGCCAGACCUUGUAGCCGAAGAUCUUGUUUCAUUGUCUCCUACUGAACUCACCGAUUCUCUUCAAGCUCGUUUGUCACGUAUAUGGAAACAGGACACACCAGACGUGCUGAGGAUGUAUACUGAGGAUGCGCCGCAAGGAGACAACAAUGCUCUGAGGAGACAAUACAUUGAUUUUACGUCGGACAGAGUGUUUAACUGUCCGCUACGAUUUUUUGCCGAGAAGCACAGCGAUAGGGGUGGAAAAGUAUUUGCGUAUCUCUUCGCACAGAAGUCGCCGAUGGAAUCGCUGCCCGAUUGGAUGGGGCCGCCCCAUUCUUCCGACCUCUCCUUCGUGUUCGGUGAGCGGUACGCAGCAGAGCCAGCAUCACGGGACGGCCGCAUGAGCGAAAUCUUCAUGCGGAUGGUGGCCACCUUCUCCGAAAAUGGUUUUCCUAAACUUCCGGGCAAUCAGGAAUGGACGCCGUACACCAGAAGCUCGCCCGUCAUGUUGGUGAUGGAUGAAGGUCAACUCAAUGAGACGCAAGAAUUCCGUGCCAGUCACUGCGAAAGAUGGAGGCCACUUUUCUGAAUAUAGUUUACACCGAUGUUCCUUAAAAGGAAUUGCCACUGCUUAUGAAUUACUUACUGGAAUGAGAAAGGUGCAAUAGUGUGCACGUAAUUUUUUAUUAUAUUGUUAUAACAACAAAUAGUUAACAAAUGUAGCGCCGAGAGUAGCGAACAUUAGUCCGCGUGAGUUAACAACAGGCAACCUCACUUAACAGCUAGCCACUGUUAUUUUGUGCUAGUAAUACGCAUGCAAAUUCUGCAUGUUUCGCAUGAAAUAUAAUUCCUUUAAAAUAAAUAUCCUGGAACUUGAAGGAAAAGUGGCGCUAUAGAAUAAAACGGGAGGUGGUAAACACCGCCGUGCUGAACAAAAAUAUAUAAUGCGUUUUCACGUCACCACGUACUUACGAUAUAUAAGUACUAAAAGUGAUAUACAAGUCACCGUAAACGGUGCUGUGUCACAUCUCAAGUACGUAGAAGACAUAUUGGCGUAAAAACGUAAGAAAGCUUCGCCCUUAUAAAGCGCUGUGUUGGUCUCUUUGUGUCUUCAGUCAUUCAUAAUGCUAUCUAUUUCUUCAAAUUUAGCAUUUAGGUAACUACCUUGUUUCUACACGCCAACAGAUACUGUUACAAUGUGCAAUUUGCCGCGAUUAAAGUUUUAUGAUACAUUGUAUGUCCUGAUUUGCAUCACCAGACAUUGCUUCCAUCUUAUUGCUAGCAAAAUGGUUUUGCGAAUGGUGACAGCACAACAGCUGCAUUAAACCGCGAUUUUCUUGUCAAUAAAAGCGUCCCACAAUAC
Messenger RNA from Rhipicephalus sanguineus (brown dog tick), 2683 nucleotides. Its product is annotated as acetylcholinesterase. NCBI's taxonomy places the organism in Eukaryota, Metazoa, Arthropoda, Arachnida, Ixodida, Ixodidae. The transcript has 4 exons. The coding region runs from base 284 to 1909 and encodes 541 amino acids. Gene Ontology annotation, biological process: choline metabolic process; acetylcholine catabolic process. Gene Ontology annotation, cellular component: plasma membrane. Gene Ontology annotation, molecular function: acetylcholinesterase activity. The record is from RefSeq and is a predicted model, not a curated record.